Molecule: messenger RNA, 1475 nt
Organism: Erythranthe guttata (spotted monkey flower)
Lineage: Eukaryota; Viridiplantae; Streptophyta; Magnoliopsida; Lamiales; Phrymaceae
Cellular component (GO): mitochondrial outer membrane
Molecular function (GO): ATP binding; ATP hydrolysis activity
Source: RefSeq, a predicted model, not a curated record
UUAUCCAAAAAUCUCUGCAAAAAACUAAACCAUAAAUCAAUCCAAAAAGAAAAAAAAAUGAGAAGCGGUUCGGGAGAGACGAAAUUAGUGCAGGAGCUGAUUCUGUACGCGGCGAGCGCCGCCCUGAGUUGUUUGGUAAUGUUCGUGGGGCUGAAGCAACUCGACCCUAACCGCGACGCCGCCAAAAAAGCCCUAGAGCACAAGAAGGAAAUCGCCAAACGCUUAGGCCGACCUCUCGUUCAAACCAAUUCUUAUGAGGAUAUUGUGGCUUGUGAUGUAGUCAAUCCCGACCACAUAGAUGUGAGAUUCGAUACCAUUGGAGGAUUGGAUGGUAUUAAGGAAGCUUUGUACGAGUUGGUUAUUCUUCCGCUGCAACGACCCGAGCUAUUCUCUCGUGGGAAGCUUCUUGGUCCACAGAAGGGUGUUUUGUUGUAUGGACCGCCGGGCACCGGGAAGACAAUGCUUGCCAAAGCAAUUGCGAAAGAGUCGGGUGCUGUAUUCAUUAAUGUUAGGGUGGCAAAUUUAAUGAGCAAGUGGUUUGGCGAUGCUCAAAAACUAGUGUCUGCUGUGUUCACCUUGGCCCAGAAACUCCAGCCAGCCAUAAUCUUUAUCGAUGAAGUGGAUAGCUUUUUGGGCCAGCGGAAAUCUACAGACCACGAGGCACUAACAAAUAUGAAAACUGAGUUUAUGUCUUUGUGGGAUGGUUUCACCACAGAUCAUGAUGCUCGAGUGAUGGUACUAGCUGCUACUAAUCGUCCAUCAGAGCUCGACGAAGCAAUUCUUCGGCGACUUCCUCAGGCAUUCGAAAUUGGGAUGCCUAACCGUAAGGACAGGGCUGCAAUAUUGAAGGUGGUAUUAAAAGAUGAGAAAGUCGAAGAUGGCAUCGAUUAUGAUCGCGUUGCUGCUCUAUGUGAUGGUUAUACUGGUUCAGAUAUUCUCGAGUUCUGUAAAAAAGCAGCAUACCUUCCAAUUCGGGACUUGCUUGAUGAUGAGAAGCUUGGAAAGCCUUCUCCGGAGCCGAGACCAUUGUCACAGGCGGAUUUGGAGAGAGUAAUAGCCACAACAAAAAAGACGAACGUAGCUGCAAAUGAAUACAGCAGAUUGAGUUCAAGUUGGCAAAGGCAAGGGGAAGAUUCUGACGGUUCUCACGUCACAAUUACACUUGCCGAGUUAUUAUCUAAGCUCGUGAACCUUCAGCCUGAACCACGUGACCCUUAAUUUCCAUAUAUAUAUAUAUUAUCAUAUAAUUUUGCGUUAGGCUAUUUAUAUAUAUAGCUAUCUACACGUGGUGAAGCAUAACAGAUAUUUAUUUUUAUUUAUAAUAUUUUUGGCUAGAAGAAGUCUUUGUUAGAGUAUGAAUGGUAUUGUUGACUUGCUGUGACCAGCAUCUUUUUUGUACAAUUUAUUUUGUUCCCAGUUUGAUAUUUUGAUUGUUUACAUUAAUUACAUAAUAUUUAUUGAGCUGGUUUCUGGUU